This is a messenger RNA of Ipomoea triloba (trilobed morning glory), 1782 nucleotides long. RefSeq lists its product as uncharacterized. The record is from RefSeq and is a predicted model, not a curated record. Bases 1 to 1782 code for a protein of 593 amino acids. The transcript has 2 exons. NCBI's taxonomy places the organism in Eukaryota, Viridiplantae, Streptophyta, Magnoliopsida, Solanales, Convolvulaceae.
AUGGAGUUUUUGGCUCGUUUUUCCGUCUUGUCUUUCGAAAGUUUAAUCCAGACCGUGUUUCUUGGUUGGAUCGUUUUGUUAUCUGCAUUUGCAGGAAAUGUGAAUUGCUUGAAUGUCUCAUCUUUGGCCGGGAAUUUCUCCGGUGUGUCGGCAAUGGCGGUGGAAACCGUUUUCCAGUUUCCUUCUGCGUUGCCAAAAUGGCCGCCGGGGAAGGGCUUCGGCGCCGGAGAGAUUGAUCUCGGAGGGUUAAUAGUGGCGGAAGUUUCGAACUUUACGAAAAUCUGGGCGGCCCAAGAAGGCGGACCUGACGGUUCCGGCGCCGCCAUUUUCGAGCCGACCGCCGUGCCGGACGGGUUUCACGUGCUCGGAUAUUAUGGGCAACCCAAUAAUGUGCCGCUUUUUGGGUGGGUUUUGGUCGGAAAAGAUGUCACUAAUGAUAGCGCCGCCGCCGCCGCCUACGGCGGCGGCGGCGGCGGAGCUCUAGCUUCACCGGUUGAUUACACCCUUGUUUGGAGCAGCGAAAAUACCGGGAUUGAACAAGACAGCGCCGCCUAUAUCUGGCUGCCGGUUCCGGCCGACGGCUACAACGCCGUCGGCCACGUCGUCACCACCUCGCCGGAGAAGCCGCCCCUGGAAAAAAUCCGCUGCGUUCGCGUGGAUUUCACGGACGUUUCAGAAAACGACGAUUGGAUUUGGGGAUCAAACGGUCUAAAUAUCUACUCAUCCCGGCCGAAAGACAGAGGAAUCAAAUUUUCCGGCGUAAACGCCGGCACAUUCAUAGCACAAGUAUCCGACAACGGAACAUCGUCGUCAGUGGCAUGUUUGAAGAAUCUCAACCCGAAAAACACAUCGGCAAUGCCGAAUCUAAGCCAAAUCGACGCGCUGAUCCAAACCUACUCGCCCUGGAUUUACUUUCACCCCGACGACGAAUUCUUGCCGUCGUCCGUCGAUUGGUUUUUCGAAAACGGAGCGUUACUGUACACCAAAGGCCAAGAAUCCUCCCCGGUGGCCGUCCAACCUGGCGGCGAAAAUCUCCCGCAGGGCGGCGACAACGACGGCGCGUACUGGCUGGACCUUCCACUCUCCGACCCCGACAGAGUCAAACAAGGAAAUCUCCAAAACAGCACAUUUUACAUCCACGUCAAGCCAAUGUUCGGCGCCACGUUCACCGAUCUAGCGGUGUGGGUUUUCUACCCCUUCAACGGCCCCGCGAGGGCGAAAGUCUCAUUCUUAACGCUACAACUGGGGAAGAUCGGAGAACACGUCGGAGAUUGGGAGCACGUGACAUUAAGGAUCAGCAACUUCAACGGGGAGUUAAAACGGGUAUAUUUCUCGGAGCACAGUAAAGGGACAUGGCUGAGCGCCGCCGCGGUAGAGCUCCAGGACGGCAACAAGCCGGUGGUUUACUCGUCGCUGCACAGCCACGCGUCGUAUCCGAAGCCUGGGCUGGUGUUACUGGGCGGCGAGGAUAUAGGGAUAAGGGAUGACACGGAGAGAGGUGACGUGUACAUCGACACGGCGGCGAGUUUUUCGGUGGUGUCGGCGGAGUAUUUGGGGCCGGCGAUUGUGGAGCCGCCGUGGCUGAACUUUGCUAGAGAAUGGGGUCCCAAAAUUGAGUAUGAUUUUGAGAAGGAGUUGGAGAAGGUGGAGAGGUUUUUGCCGGGAAAAUUGAAAGAGGAUUUGGAGAAUAUCAUUAAGAAUAUUCCUAGUGAGGUUUUGGGUGAAGAAGGGCCCACUGGUCCUAAGGGGAAAGAUAAUUGGAGUGGUGAUGAAGAUUAUUAG